Messenger RNA from Argentina anserina (silverweed cinquefoil), 1916 nucleotides. RefSeq lists its product as uncharacterized. NCBI's taxonomy places the organism in Eukaryota, Viridiplantae, Streptophyta, Magnoliopsida, Rosales, Rosaceae. Gene Ontology annotation, molecular function: deSUMOylase activity. Bases 142 to 972 code for a protein of 276 amino acids. The transcript has 7 exons. Gene Ontology annotation, biological process: proteolysis; protein desumoylation. Gene Ontology annotation, cellular component: nucleus. The record is from RefSeq and is a predicted model, not a curated record.
AGGAAAAACUGGUCUAGGUUUGCCUAUAAGAAGCUGGUGGAGGGAGUGUUGUCUUAUCAAAGAAGCAAAGGUUCUCAUGUAGCUGGGUGCCUAGUUUUCCUGCAGCUAUUCUACCUAAGUGUACUUGGUGAAAGAACCCUGAUGAUUCCUAGGAUAGAAGGUCCUGUGAGGUCAUUUGGUCGAAAUGAGUGUAAUAGGAUCUACAAAUGGAUCGAAGGCCUCGGGGGAUUCGAUGCAACUGAAGGAAUAUGGGUUACAAAGAGACAUACAACGGUUAGAUCGACAACUAAUUCAGGUUCUCGGGAUUACAGCACCGGGUUGAAAACCAAUUUGGUCGAUGACGUUUCUGAUUUGAAAAGGAACAUGGCUGUGGUAAAAGAUGGGGUAGAGAGAUUGGAAUCAAUUGCGCGACAGAUGGGUCCAGACGUUGCUUACAUGAGGAAGUCUUUGAUGGAAUUACAUUUUUCUGUUUUGGAGAAAUUUGGUGAAGGUAUGGAGGAUUUUGUUAGUGAUGUCGAGACGGCUGUCCGCUUACACUUUGAAAAGUCUAUAUCUGGAACGCCGGUGGGCUGGGAAAAUGAGACAUCACAUCCCGAAUGUAAUGAAGGGACUGAUACCUUACACAGAGACGGACUGCCUAAGACGAACAUAGAAGUGCCGCAGGAUCAUGUGAAACCUACACCUACAGAGUUAUGUAGUUUUGGUGGGAGUAAGUUUGGAAGCGUAGCCGAUCUAUCUCCGGAAGAUAAGGAUUUGAUGGCGUACCUAUUUAGCUUAAAGUCCCGCAGAGGCGAUAUUUUGGGAAGCAGCAAUGAAAUUGGAAAAUACAGUGGUUUCAGUGUUUCUAUCUGGGACCUCAAGUGCCUGUCUGCCAAAAAUUGUAUCAGCAGUGAGGUUAUAAACUUGAUGGGAGCGUAUUGUUUUGCUAAUACUGAUGACCUCUGGUUUUUGCCGACUUAUUUCUCCGUAUGACGUGUAGUUGGUUAAGUAACACUGAAAUAUGAUUUAUUUGCCAUACCGCAUGAUCUUUCAAAAUAUGAACAUGAAACUGUGAUGCAGGAGCGUGCACAAGAAGUUGUACCGGAAACUCAUGUUGAAUCCCACAUAGCAUCCACCAUUGCCUUAUGCAAUCUACGAAAAUUACAUGGCCAGUUACAUGCUUGUAACAAGAUAUUUAUUCCCAUGAACGAUUCCACACUUGAGCAUUGGUACCUAGCCGUUCUGAACAUUGCAGAAGGUGGAUGUGAGAUAUGGGACAGCAUUCCGGACAUCUCAGUGCGGCAGCGACGAGAGGAAUCUGUUGUGGCCGUGAUUGUUCUCCUACAGAGGCUGUUUGCAAUGGAAUUGCAACAUUAUCCACAUCUUUCUUCAAAACUGGCCUCCUCUAGUAUCAUGUAUCCUGAAAUCAAUCCCACGCAGUCAAACCACAUGGACUCUGGUAUCUUCACAAUUCGGAAUAUGCAGCAUUACAGGGACUGCUGGCAUGAAGGGUUCAACUCUGGUGAUCAGAGGAUUAGGCUUGCACUUGAGAUUGUCAAUGACAAGUCCAACGAGUGCGCAGACAAUGUUCGGGAAUCUGUUAAAUGUUGGAAGAAGGGAUUUUGUUUUGCGCGUGCUGGACCAUCUAGAAGUGGAGAUGCAUCAUUUGGAGAUAAUUGCGACCCCAGUUUAGUCCCCGAGCACUAUUAAGUUUAAGCCCCGCCUUCCGCGUCGUUCGUAGUUGCCGAUGCAGCUACUGAUUCCGAACCCGGUUAAUAAUGUUAGGGAUGGGAGAAGGGAUUGCGAGAGAUGUGAAGGGCUCUAGUAUAAGUGUACUUGUGUCAAACCUAAUGUGUAUUUUCGUUUGUAAUUUAAAUCCGCAUAAAUCGGACAAUGACUUUGACAAUCUGCGCACUAUGCACAAUGAUUUCAAAAUG